AUGGCGACGCCCGGCCCGCAACUUGCGGCACGAGGCUACGGAUCAAAUGAGACAUACGUCUACGAGUACUCGAGAGGACUAGGUGGUGUCGAUGUCCCGCGCGAUGUUAUCAUCACCCGCAUUAUCUACUCUUCGGUGAUCAUUCUCGCCUUCUGUGUGUUUUGCGGCCGCAUCGCACAGAUCAGUCAUGCAUAUCUCCGCCAAAUCACAUCUUGUACGGCAAACAGUCGGCAGCAGACCUACUGGCGCCGGGAGACAUCAUCAUGGUGGUCCAACAUGAAGAAGCAUAUUCUGUAUUCUCCAUUAGGAAAGAAGAGGCAUAAUAGAGAGGUCCAACUCUCCUCGGCUGUUGGUAUCGGCACGUUGCCCUCUCGUUUCCAGACCAUCUUGAUCAUACUCUACUUUGCAAGCCAAGUGGUGUACUGUCUUUAUCUAGACUAUGCUGUCAACAAAAAAGCUGCGUUGAUCGCAGAACUGCGCGGGCGCUCAGGGACGCUGGCCGUCUUGAAUAUGGUGCCACUGUUUCUGCUGGCAGCACGCAACAAUCCUUUGAUCUCGAUUCUGCAUAUCAGUUUUGACACCUACAACCUUCUCCACCGGUGGCUGGGCCGGAUGAUCGUGUUGGAGUCUAUCGUCCAUACUGCUGCCUGGGCCGUCAAUGCAGUUGACGAGCAAGAUAUCGGAGACAUGCUGUCACGGUUGCGAGACACGCCCUUCUUUACCUGGGGGUUGGUCGGUACCGUGGCCAUGGUUUUCCUCGGUCUGCACUCUCCCUCGCCAAUCCGCCAUGCUUUCUACGAGACUUUCCUUCAUCUCCAUCAACUUGCCGCGCUUCUGGCUUUCCUCGGUGUAUGGUUCCACCUUCAACUGGACAGCCUCCCACAGCGCAGCUGGGCCAGCGUUAUUGCCGUGAUCUGGAUUAUCGAGCGGAGCACACGUCUCAUCCGUCUAGCAUAUCUCAACCUCUCCGCCAAACACGGCUCCACUCAUAUGACCGUCCAAGCCCUGCCCGGAGAAGCAUGCCGGGUAACUUUCCACCUGCCCAAAAGUGUACGCAUCGACCCCGGCUGCCACGUCUAUGCCUACAUCCCCUGCGUCUCAUGGUGGAUGUCUCACCCAUUCUCCAUCGCUUGGGCCGAAGCCAGCACUCUAACCCCGCAGUGCCCGCGCUAUCACGACUCCAAAUCCCCCGAUUCACUCCCCACUCCAUCCUCCCUAGAAAAGCAAUCCCACGACCUUGAUACAUACUUCGAGCCUACCCACCGCCCCACCGAAGUCUCCCUCAUCGUCAGCGCUCGCCAGGGUAUGACUCGCCGUCUGUACAACCUCGCCCGCAGCAAGCCAGAUCAGAUCCUCCGCGCACCGGGCUUCAUCGAAGGUCCUUAUGGCUCCCACCCAGCGAAUGCCUCCAGCUACGGCACAGCCGUACUGUUCUCCGCCGGCGCGGGCAUAACCCACCACCUCAUGUACACUCGGGACCUCGUCGAACGAGCCGCGACAGCCCGCGCUGCAACUCGGCGCGUUUACCUCAUCUGGUCUGUCCGUUCGACAGAUCACCUCGCCUGGGUGAGCUCAUGGAUGGACCAAAUCCUUCGGCUUCCCGGUCGCCGUGAGAUUCUCAUCGUCAAGGUAUUCGUCUCUAAGCCCCGACGUGCGGCGGAUAUCGUUUCCCCCUCGGCGACGGUGCAGAUGCACUCUGGUCGGUGUCGGCCGGAUGUUAUUCUUAAUGAGCUUAUGCCAAAAAGUGUGGGUGCGACGCUCGUUUCUGUCUGUGGGCCUGGUGCGUUUGCGGAUGAAGUGAGAGCUGCAGCGAGAGGGAGAAUUGGGAAGGGUGCUGUGGUGGAUUUUGUGGAGGAGGCUUUUACUUGGUAG
Penicillium cataractarum is the source of this 1872-nucleotide messenger RNA. Its product is annotated as ferric reductase family protein. Bases 1 to 1872 code for a protein of 623 amino acids. Gene Ontology annotation, biological process: intracellular iron ion homeostasis; copper ion import; iron ion transport. Gene Ontology annotation, cellular component: plasma membrane. The record is from RefSeq and is a predicted model, not a curated record. The transcript has a single exon. Gene Ontology annotation, molecular function: ferric-chelate reductase activity. NCBI's taxonomy places the organism in Eukaryota, Fungi, Ascomycota, Eurotiomycetes, Eurotiales, Aspergillaceae.